Brassica napus (rape) is the source of this 1816-nucleotide messenger RNA. RefSeq names its product FBD-associated F-box protein At3g49020. The record is from RefSeq and is a predicted model, not a curated record. Lineage: Eukaryota; Viridiplantae; Streptophyta; Magnoliopsida; Brassicales; Brassicaceae. Gene Ontology annotation, molecular function: protein binding. The transcript has 4 exons. The coding region runs from base 302 to 1639 and encodes 445 amino acids.
ACUUCGAAAUAAGUAAAAGUCUCAAGAGCCCAAUCUCCCAUUGGACAGAAAAACGGUCCGUCUCAGUAUCUUUUACUGGACUUCUCGUUUUCUUUCUCUCCAGAUUCUCUGUACUUAUUGUCACUAUUGUUUCUCCGUCUCUUUAUUUAUCUUGCUGCUCGCUCAUCAUUUUACUACUAAACACAAGUGUGACAUCUCUAAGCUUUAGCCAGAUUCGUGUGUAGGCUGUGUUAUGUGUUUGUCAUUGCAUUCUUAAUCUGAAGGAAUUAUUGUUGUUUCUGUUCACGGAAAUGUAACAAAAAUGACUUGCAGCAAAAUUGGUGGUGAAAGUUUGAGAAAUCGAGAUCCUAUGAAGAAGGACAUGAUCAGUGAGUUACCUGAAGCUUUGCUCCUGCAUAUAUUGUCUUAUGUUCCAACAGAAGAUGUCAUAGCCACUAGUGUUUUGUCUAAACGUUGGAAAUCUCUCUGGAAGAUGGUGCCAAAGCUCGAGUUUAAAUUUUUAUCUAUGUUAAGGAUAGAUGAUGUUUACAGGUUGCUGAUUUUGCAUAAAGCUCCAUUUCUCGAAAGUUUUCAUUUGAAAAUUGAAGAUGCAAAAGGUCGUUCGGAUAUCAGUUUCUUGAUUGGAAUUGCAUUUUCACACCAUGUGCGUGAAUUGGUGUUAAAUCUCUGCCAUGAUGAUCAAAAGAAAGUAAGGUUUCCGAGUGUCUUGUGUAGCUACAACAAUACACUCGAGGUACUAGAGCUCGCCCAAGACGUUCUUUUAGACUUCCCUUCUCGGGUUUGUUUCAAUGCCCUCAGAGAGCUGCAUCUUUGCCAUGUGGAAUUCAAAGAUGAAGAAUCUGUUUGCAACCUUUUAUCUGGCUGCCCUAGGCUUCAAGAUUUGGUUGUGGAACGAUAUAGCAGUUUUGAUGUGGAGACUUACACUAUUGCGGUGCCAUCACUACAGAGGCUAACCAUAGAAGACGAUGGUAGCCAAGAUAUGUAUGGUGGCGGUUAUGUGAUAAAUGCACCAUCUUUGAAGUACUUGAGCAUCAAAGACCUCUAUGGUAUUGACUUCUGUCUAAUUGAGAAUGCGCCAGAGCUUGUGGAAGCAGAUAUCAAUGAUGUUUCUCAUAUAGACAAUGAGAACAUUCUUGCAUCUCUCACUUCAGCCAAGCGUCUUUCCUUUCAAUUAACAAUGUUUUUGUAUCUGCCUUUGUGUAUUAAGUAUCCGACCGGAAGCAUCUUCUAUCAGCUGGUCUCUUUAGAGCUAGAUAUAAAAGGAAUAAAUUGGUGGAAUCUACUUUCGUUCAUGCUCGAUAGCUCUCCUAAAUUGCAAUCCCUCAAACUCGAUGGCUCAUGUUGGGAAGACUGUCCGGUGGGCUGGGAAUGGAAUGAGCCGAAAUGUGUACCAGAAUGUCUGUUGCUUCAUCUGGAGACAUUGGUGUGGAGAAGUUACGGAUGGCAACGAGAAGAUGAGAAACAAGUGGCCACUUACAUCCUCAAGAAUGCUAAACAGUUGAAGAAAGCAACUUUCGACCCAGCAUACGUCGGGCCGAAAGAGCUGGAAAAGUUGGAAAAGAGGCGAGAGAUGCUCAACGAGUUGGCUAGUGUGGCCAGAGGAUCGACCUCAUGUCACCUUGUGUUUGAAUCCGAAUGAUCUCUAGAAUGUUUACUGCUGUUUUAGCAAAUGAUCUUUCAAAAAGUCGAAGUGGAUUCUUAAGUGGUAAGAGUCUGGUGCAUUUUGAUGAUUAAACGUUGUUGGGUUGUUGGUAAAGACUGUUGUGACAUCUAUUUAAGCUUUUGGUAAUUUGGAAAUGGAACUGAGGCUGAUGUC